Messenger RNA from Fonsecaea monophora, 522 nucleotides. RefSeq lists its product as hypothetical. NCBI's taxonomy places the organism in Eukaryota, Fungi, Ascomycota, Eurotiomycetes, Chaetothyriales, Herpotrichiellaceae. Bases 1 to 522 code for a protein of 173 amino acids. The record is from RefSeq and is a predicted model, not a curated record. The transcript has a single exon.
AUGACCGUCCAGCUCUACGUCGACAAGCCCGUCGCAAAGUCAAAAGAUCUCUACAGUGACUAUGAUCAUGACGACAACGACCAGCAAUAUGAACAAAGUGCAGAUACAUCACCCUUCGGACAUCCUUUCGCUGGAUAUUUCCUCCCGUACCCCGAUGCAAAGUAUGAAGGCCUCGUAUCGACAAUCUCCGAUGAUCCGCCCAUGUUGAACUGGAUCUACAUCGACAAGCACACGUACGAAGUCAAGUAUGGUCUGCGGGUGGACGCUCAACCCAAUAUGACAGGGCCGUGGGACUGCACAAGGCAAGAUCGCCGAAUGACUCUGGACGGAUGGGAAGGUUUUGUGGUCGUGGAGGAAGAGCGCGGGUUAUGGGCGCUAUAUUUCGAUUGCGACGAUGACGGCCUGCGAGCAAAGGUUCCUCAGGGAACGAGAAUAUUGGAAGUCGAGUUGUGGAGGAGGGAGAAGAGAUGGAAAAAGGACCUGGUUCUGCGACAGCAAGAACAGGCAAGACAAACCACUUGA